Molecule: messenger RNA, 7158 nt
Organism: Ruditapes philippinarum (Manila clam)
Lineage: Eukaryota; Metazoa; Mollusca; Bivalvia; Venerida; Veneridae
Exons: 4
Coding region: 1484-2761 (425 amino acids)
Biological process (GO): calcium ion import across plasma membrane
Cellular component (GO): plasma membrane
Molecular function (GO): stretch-activated, monoatomic cation-selective, calcium channel activity
Source: RefSeq, a predicted model, not a curated record
CCUCUGUAUGAGGGGGAGUGUAAAUACAUGUUGCUUGUAUUUAAAGCCAUUUAUCUGUUAAGUACACUCGGAAACGGUUCACUCUAUUCAAACCACGAGAUACUAGUUUUGUGUAUCGACAAAACAAUUUUAGGAAUGCUCUUUUAAAAUAUAACAUGUUUUUUCUCUACAUAUUUAGUUUGCUAUUUUCUCUAAAAUCCGAUGGAAAAUGUUUCUCGCUAUUGUAUUUCACGAUUCAUUAACAUUUCGGAUAAACUAGUUUUUCGGAAAUUUGUUCAACUGAAUGCAUUUGCCCUCGGCUGAAUGCUGCACAAUAAGAUAGAGAUAUCCUUCUAACGGUCAAUGUCAUUUAACGAUCUCUCGGAUAGAGAUAAAAUCAGCUUCUUUGAUAAGUAAUAGGGGAAGAGUGUGCACUAAAGAUUAUCAGACUUCAAGAUCCACGGCGCAUGCGCGAUCACUUGGAUUGAAUCAGAAGAGUUUUUCGAAACCACCAAGAUGGCGGUACCUCUAAGAGGUGUUAUUGGAUUCAACAAGUUGAAAAAGUGAAAAAAAUAUGAUCAAAUAAAUGUAAGUUUAAAAAAGUCUUCACACAGCCGUUGGAAAUUAUGAACGGAAUGUAUUUCUCACAUCUGUGCCAAUGAAUUAUCGUUAUUCAGUGAUGCUGGCGUGUUAGCUUUCGAAUUAGAAUACGUGAUUUUAACAUCAGCAUACAAACUGUUAUUCCAGAAGAUAUUAUUACGGAUGAAGUGAAAAACGUCCUUUGCGACCGGCUGCAUUGUUUUACUGGAAACACAGGUGCCCGUUAAACUCUGGAGAAGGAGAAAAGUGUAAUAUGAUAAAAUUUUAAUGCAUUUGUCGUCUGGAUUUAUAUAUAAAAAAUUCGCUUUGAGAUUCUAUUAUUUGCAUAAAUAUUAUGUCAAACAGUGAGAGAUAUGAGAAAAUAAAAAUCGCCUAGUUUUUAAAUGAACUUAUUUCUAUUUUCAUAUUUAAGUUGCUAUGGUAACUUGACCAUUUUUUCUGAUUUACAAUACAAACGAGUCAAUGUAUUUAAUAACGGUGUGGAUUUUCUUCGCUAAACGAUAAAUCAGUACAGCAUCGUGUCUCAUUCAUAUAUAUGUAUUAAUUAAACAUCGAAUUCCUAUAUAGAGUUAUCAUGAAAUCUAUUCCGAGGGAAUAUUCCAUGACAAUCAUUUGUAAUCAUGGGCAAAAUGUUUACAGUAAAACGUCUGGAUUUAUACGUGUUUAUAUAUUCUAAUCUGGAUUACUAGGCAACAUGAAUGUGUGAAUGUAAGAUAUGUAGACGACUAAAAUAGAAAGAAUUUUACUUUUAAAGAGGAAUUAGAACACUAGUUAAUGUGUUUAUUUAGAUUUGUAUCACGUGGUUGGCAGGAGAUCGAGGUCACUACACUACACGUGGUAUGACGGAGUCUUGUAAAAUUGACCUGGAUGUGUUCUCUGUGGCAUUAUCGUUACCCUGGAAACUAUGGUCAAUACAGGUGGGCAUGGAGACAUCAAGCUAGAGAAUAAACCAUGUCAGAGGCAAAGCUGGCAACCUACUGUACAAAAACAGUCCACUCUUUUGUCAAGCGAACCAAGCGGGUUGAAAUACAAAUUUCAUGCACAAUAUACCUCAGAUACUGCUCGCAAUAAACUGAUUCUAGACGACAUUACAUUGUACAAAUAUCAUCAAAUCACCGAACAUCCAUCAUCGUAUAGCUGUAUCAGUUCAACAUACCAUGUCGGUAGAGAUGUUAACUUGCAAAUAUUGGAUACAUUGCCGUAUCUAGAAAUACCUUUUCCAUCCGGAUCUAGGUCAGAGAGCACGUAUCGUUCAAAUAGGUCAACACUUUUUUCGUUGCCUAGACUGUUCGGAAAUUCUAGAUUAAAGCUUGCAAUAUUUAGUAUAAUCAUAUCAAUGUUGUUACUGUGUAAGGGCUGCACGUGCUUCUGCUCAGAGAACUUAAAUGUGUCGCUGCCGCCACACUUGACCCAAUUCAAUGAAACCAAUAUGGCGGCUGUUUCCGGGCAGUGCCUUACUGUGACUGGAACCUUAGUUGAAGAAAUUUGUGAAACAUCAAAUAAACGGGUUGAUCGUGAAAAAUUGCUCCGUAAUAUUAGUACAGAUUUUUGUGGGCUUCCGUUAUAUAAUAUAUUAUCGUCAAAAGAAAGACACAGUGUGCAAUGUGCACGUGAUAACGGUUGUGCUCGUGUGAUUAACCGUGUACAGGAAAUAGACGCGGAAUUACGUAAAAUGUACUGUCAGUUCACAGAUGUUCUAGAAAGGAUAGAUUGUGGAGAUAUGUUCUCGACCACUGGCGAUUGUAAUCUAUGUAAGUCUGCCUAUAAACGAUGGUUGUGCUCAGUAUAUAAUACCUACUAUACCACAGAUGGACAAAUUAAACCAUGCAUAGACUUCUGUGAUGACGUUUCAGAAUCAUGUCCGUUCUUCCGUCCGCACGGAGAGACUCUUAUAGGAGAACCGGGGUUCUUAUGCAAAGAUUUAAAAUCUAUUGCGGAUGCCGCUGUAUAUGGGCCAGCCGGAUGUUGUUAUAAGCCGCACGAAGUUUACGAGAUUGCUGAUAUAGAUGAUAUUGACUAUGAGACAAUAGUGACUACUAAUUGUACAGCUAUAUCAAAAAGUUCAUCAUCUGUGCAUAGUUCACCGAAUAGUGUUUUAUUUAUGUUAAUCAUAUGGUGGAUAACAAAGUUAUGGUUCCGUCAUAUAACAGUUCCUUGGGAUAGUAGUAUAGGGUUAACAUAGCGUCUAAAAAUAGAAUUAUAAUGACUGGUGAAUGUCUUUCGUUUUACACAGUUUUUAUAUCCUUGCAUACAAUCUUCUUAUCAGACAGGACAAACUUCAAAAUAAGAAGAAAUUAUACACCAUAAUUUAGUAUCCAGACAGUUCUUUGUUUUUAUGGUAUUUUAACAUCAUUCAACUCUCGCAAGGAAUGUAUGAUGGUAGAGAUCUAGUACAUAUUUGCAAAUCUUCAGUACACGAAAAUUUUUUAUAAAAGUCAAAGUUUUGUUUGAUAUGUAGAAUACACUUUAAAAAUAACUAAAUGUAUAAAUUAUUGCUGUUAAUUGUAAAUAAGAAAAUGUUCCAAAGAGAGUUUGAUAACAGAAAACAAAAAUUAUAGUCUAAGUAAUUAAGCAAGAACAAGGAUAGAUUUUGUUUUUUAUUCUUUUUGGAUUUUUUUUCUUUUUCUAGAUCAUAGUACCGAAGUACUAGUCAACCCAUCCGAUAGUUUUUUGUUUGUUUUUUUACAAAAGAAAAUUCAUGAAAAAUAAUUUAAAAGAUCACGAUUGAUUGUAAAAUUGAACUUGUCGAAACUUGCUGUCGAUUUUUUUAAAUAUGGAAAAAAAGAAAAAAAUAUAAUUUAUAUGGAAAAACAGUAGAUAGUGUUCUCGGGUGAAAUUAAUUAAGAAUUAUUGGGUUAGGGACGAUUGCGUGUAACAUUUCUUCCUAGUCAUUUGACAAUUAGCUUGUAUUGUUUUAAUCCACACAAAAAAAGCAGUAAAGCUUCAUAUAUUACCAUUUAAAUAGAAGAAUCUAUGCUGGGGUAUAAAUCUGAGUAAAACAAAACAUGUUCAUUUAGGAUUAAUGUAUGUAUUAAUUUUAAUAAAUUGAGUAUUGAUGUCAGAUAUUAACAUAUAUUUGACAUUGUGUCACAGUAUUUUAAUCAUUGCUCGGUCCGGGAUGUCCAAAAACUGUACAGAUCAUUUGUCAAUACAGAUCAUAGGUGAACUUCAAACUGUGUGACGAUUCAAAUGUGUUGUGGCUUGCUUUGGAUAAAUCCUAUACAGUGCCGUCCGAUAGUUUCUGGAAUAAGAGGAGAUAAUUCUGUAUAUUUUAACGUAUUGGUUUUAUUCAUGUGUAUGAUAUUUUUGUGUGAUGUCGUGUGUAUGAAUGAUAUAUUAUUUGGCAAGGCUUUUUAGGAUGCUUCAUUUUUUGUUUGAGUGUAAACUGGACACUACUGUAGAUAAUAUAAGAUAUAACGCUUUCUUGUUUUCUUGCAAUAUCUUAAUAUCUAGCUUUUUACCAUGCUCAAAUCAGACUGCUUGGUCAAGACUGACCCUGCAGGAAGACUGUCAAGCUUGCCUGAGAAACUGUGGCUAGAAAUUUUGCGACUCUAGUUAAUUUUAGCAUAAACAAGCUAAACUUUUUUAUGAAGACGUACUAGCAUCAUUGUAUGAUGACGUCAAAUAUCGUCUGCUGUAAUGAAGAAACAUAUCGAACACCAAUAUGCAUACUUCAUUCAGAGCCCUAUCCCGAAUCCGUUAAAAUAUUUCGUCGUAUCCAUGUAUAUAACCGUACUACUUUUAAAACUGUUUAAACGUACUUUACAGAAAAGAUGUGGUCUAAGUUGAACCAUAUAAGACACCACGAAAAUAAAUUAUUGUUUAAACUUGCUACCUUUUGAGGCACUAGCACACACAUAAUUAUACAAAACUUUCUUUAUAUUAUCGAGGAACUAAUAUGUCUAUCAAUUGUGAAAUUUAUAAGGUUUUUCUCUCUUAACAUUAACAAACGAUUAAAUGCAUUUUCAAAUUUCUGAAGAUAAAACUUUACAUUUAAGACACAUUCUUGUUUACGUUCCGUUUUCAUUAAAUGAACAAAAGUCAUAUUUCACGUCUUGUGUAAAAAGAGAUUGGAUUGUAAAACUAAUGUAUUUGUUAGAUGAACGGAUACAAGAUGAUAAAUCGAUACGAUUAUCUUUUUUUCGUCUGCCAGUGUAAUUAAACAACGAUUAUUGAAGAAAAGAAAACAAUGAGGGCAAUUUCUGGUCUGACAUUUUGUUUUCAUUACAGAAAGAAAUUUUGAACUAUACGUAUGUCCUGGGCCGCCCGUCUGUCAUAUUUUUCAUACUGCAAUGGGUGAACAUUUCUUAUUGUUUCUUCUUUAUUACUGGUAUCAAUUUCAUGUUUGAAUAUAUGCAUAUAAAACUGUUGCUGUAACAUUUCUGUAAGAUAAAACUAGAUAAUUCAGAAAAUGUAGCAUCACGAACCGACAAAAUGUAGUUUUCACGAUAAAAUAAUUUUUCUCUUUACAUUUGCUGAUUUUACAGCAUAAUUAAAAUUAUUCAAAUAACAAUUUGAGUACUCACAGAUUAAUGGCAAUAUCAUGUAGUAUUUGAAUAUUAAGCUUAUGCUCUAUAGUCAGUAAUUUAAGUCACUUUUUGCACUUAAAGGACUUAUAAAUACUUGUUUACAUAAACUUGUAAACAGUUUCAUUCCAGUUUAGUUGUCAAUGUCUUCUUGUGUGAUAAGGCAGGUUGUGCAUAAUUUGAAAUGUUUUCAAAAGUGUGUUAUAUAACAAACAGGUCAGGGCCUUUCUUGUUUGGUGCUUGUGUAUGUCUUAAAUUCCGGUAUGUCACCUAUCUAAAACUACCGCGAUGUCUGUCUGGAAUGAAAAUAGAGCCUGCUCAUUUGUUUCUGGGGUUUACUUAUUGUGACGAUAGAAAAUGGGAUAACGAUAGAAAAGUCAUAUUUAGAUGUUCGUUCAUGGGUAAAUUAUUUCUGGGACGACAGGGAACGUGUUUUUUUUUUUUUUUUUUUCCUAUGAUACAAAAGAGAAACAAAACACUCGGCAAUCUGAUUUAAACUCGGAGGAGAGGGGGGGGGGGGGUAUUGCCCCCUCGUACAAUUAAUUCAGCCUUGUAUUUCGAUGUUCUUUCUAUUACUUAGUUGCCUGAAAACUGGUUUCCCAUUAUCAAGAAGUGUCCUAGAAAUGCAGGAGUAACUCUUACAAUAAUACUCAUUUGAAACAUUUUAGAGUUGUCUUUCUUGCAGGGCUAUUGAGGAGCAGUUCUGAAAUAAAAUAUAUCUACAUUUUACAUUGAUUCGAUUGUUUUUUGUUUUUCUUUCUCAUUGACAGUGGUAAAAGGUUUGACAUUAUCUUUUUUUCUCGCAAGUUAUGUACAUGUAAAUGCAAUUUAACUGUCAUUUUAUGAACAAUGCCAUACUAUGUACGGGUACCAUUUUGUUAGUUAAGUUUAUUGAUAUUAGCGCCUUAGUCGUAAAUGUUAUGUUAUUUACUCGUAGUCAUUUACCUAGGUUCAUAUCAUAUAAGACAUGGAUGGCAGUAUUUGAGAUUAAGUGGGACCUGCCUUCACUUCAAUAUGUGACCCACCCAUACUUCUUUAAAGACCCGCCCACACUUCUGCCGGCAUAAUAUGAGUACGAGUUAAAAGUAUUAAAUGAUACAGAAAACCAAUAUGACAUUAUUUUUUCGUAAUAUUUUAAUGUUCAGACGGGAUAUUAAACCGUCUACAUAGAUGCACCUUGUUGUUUCUUACAAUACUUACAUUCUCGAACUUUGUGAUAAGUUAUAUUACCCCAGUUGGUUGCAGUAAGAAGUGCAGUAAUUAAAAAAAAGCCUGUACGUAAGAGAGUAAAGAAAACUUCAUUUCUUUUAGAAAAAAAUAUUUUCUGUGAAAGUCAGCGGCUUUUGAGUAUAAUUUGUUUUUAAACAACAUUCUAGAUUUAAAGGUAAUUCUGAAACUGUUCACAAUAUGAUUUGUUUUGAUAUUGUUUAGUACACAACUGUCUUAUGAUGCACUAGAAAUUUCAAUCCAUUAUCUUACAAGAAAUUUAUUACAUAUCUGACUUAAACAUUGCAAGUGUUCUUAUCCAUAAUGUUGUAUCGUGUUGGUACCUUUUUCUAAAUUUUCAAAUUCUAAAUAUGUUUUACUCUUAAAAGGCACAAUCUUUAUAUUCGCAACUCCUGAGCAAAAAACAAAUUGAUACAUAAGGAAAAUAACCUAUAUUUAACUUUAAUUAUGGGCGGAUUGUUGCCUCGCUUUAAUAGAUUGAAUGUAAAGACAUGAUAAUUUUAUUAUAGACAAUCGGUUAUUUCUGUUAUAUAUGUACAAUGCCAAAAUGGCAAGAACAGGCAAAUUAACGGUAGUGUCCGGAUAGUCCGUCAGGUGUGUUAACAGAAUAAAAUCCUGUCUUGUAAUGUAUGUGUAUGAGCAUUUGUAAAUUAUUUAUGAUAGAUAGUGAUUUUUAAGGUGAUACUGUGUUGAUAUUACUAUAUGUGGCUGUAUAUAAAACCAUUGUUGAUGUAGCUAUAUCAUAAUUAUCAAUAUGAACAAAAAUUGUAGGAUAUUAUUAUGUUGAAUGAAAAAAAAGUUUGUUAAAUUAAAUGUUUCACAUGUU